AUGGAUUAGCUUGAUAUUGAUUCAUCGAAGUUUGAUUGCCAAAAAUAUGUGAGUGAAUUCUUAAAGAAUCAUAGUGUUUAAGAUCUAAUACAAAGACAUAAUUAAUUGUAAUCAGAAAUCAAAGAAUAUGAUUAAGAUAUAUAAUCACUAGUAUUUGAAAAUUAUAGCAAAUUCAUAUCCUCAAUUGAUACCGUCAAGAAAAUGAAAACUGACAUUACCCAAAUUGAUUAAAAGGUAGAGACUUUGGCACAAUCCAUGACCAAAAUAGCCUAAUUGUCAAGAAGAAUAGAUUCCUAAUUGUCAAUUAAAAGAGAAGAAAUCAUCAAACUGGAUACUGUCAAUAAGGAUUUGAGUCGUCUUAAUUCGGUUUGCAAUUUUUCCACACAUAAUCCAAAAAGAAUUAGAUCAAUAUAAAUCUAGUAAAGGAAAGAAUUAUGA
Paramecium tetraurelia is the source of this 438-nucleotide messenger RNA. RefSeq lists its product as uncharacterized. The transcript is spliced from 2 exons. The record is from RefSeq and is a predicted model, not a curated record. Gene Ontology annotation, cellular component: GARP complex; membrane; EARP complex. Gene Ontology annotation, biological process: Golgi organization; endocytic recycling; Golgi vesicle transport. NCBI's taxonomy places the organism in Eukaryota, Ciliophora, Oligohymenophorea, Peniculida, Parameciidae.